Oryzias melastigma (Indian medaka) is the source of this 2900-nucleotide messenger RNA. RefSeq names its product notch receptor, like (gene notchl). Lineage: Eukaryota; Metazoa; Chordata; Actinopteri; Beloniformes; Adrianichthyidae. The record is from RefSeq and is a predicted model, not a curated record. The transcript is spliced from 11 exons. Gene Ontology annotation, cellular component: membrane. The coding region runs from base 143 to 2491 and encodes 782 amino acids. Gene Ontology annotation, molecular function: protein binding. Gene Ontology annotation, biological process: cell differentiation; Notch signaling pathway; multicellular organism development.
CGGCGGUGCUGCUGGCAGCAUGAGACGGACCCACUUCACUCCCAGCCGCUCUUAGAUCCCUCUCGGAUCAUCAAAGAGCCGGACGGGAGGAACGCUGGUCUGGAGCGGCCCUGGCGGCGGUGGCGGGCUGAGCUGCCUGAAGAUGCUGCUCCUCAGGUGGUUUGUUCUGCUGGGACUCAGCUGCACGUGUCACGCUGUGUCAGGUGACCCGUGGGGGCAGUGUCCGGCCAACCGGAAGUGUAAGGACAAGUUUGGAGACGGGUCAUGUGACCGAGAGUGCAUGGAGCCCGAGUGUCUGCGGGACGGCUUCGACUGCCUGAAGGACAGGGGUCACUGCAAUCCGGGCCACACUGAGUACUGCCGCGCUUACUACGCCAGCGACCGCUGCGACCAGGGCUGCAACAACGCCGCCUGUGGCUGGGACGGCAGCGACUGCAUCAAGCACCAGAGCCCCGCGUGGGCCGCCGGCACGCUGCUCCUCCACGCCAGCAUCCCCAAGCAGAACGACUCCCUUCCCAUCAGCCCCCUGCUGUGGGCCCUCAGCGUCCUCCUGCAGUCACCCCUGAAGCUUCGGGGAUCCGUUCCCUUGGACACAUCCAAAAACCUGUUUGAGUUUGACUCUCAGGAGCUCUCUGAUCUGCUCACGCACGCCACGCCGACGGACUCCAACGGGUUCCUCCUUUUCCUCCAGGUGGACAACAGACCGUGCUCCCGCUCCCCUUCUACCUGUUUCCCGUACGCCACCGAGGCCGCCAGUUUCCUGCGAGCCGUGAUGACGCUGAAGCCCCAAACCUUCCCCACCCUCCCGGAAAUGAAGGCCAUCAUCAGUGUUAGAGGAAUCCGGGAGGAAAUAGGAAGCAGAGACGAGGAAGUCAAAGUUAAAGAACCAAAUCCCUCGUGGUUGUGGGCCGUGGUCGCCUUGGCGCUCGCUCUGCUGCUGUUGCUCCCCCUGGUGGUGUUUCUGGUGAUGAGGAGGCUGAGGCAAAAGCAGGCAGAGAGAGUUGGCGGCAUCAGAGUGAGGCGCCGGUCCAAAAGCACCAACGAGGAGGAGGGAAAAGCCAAGACCUGGAUACAGCACGCAACACACCAAGACCCGCGGGUCAGAACCAGCAGGGACAGAGAGAAGAUCAGUCUGAAGAAGAAGAAGAAGGCCAAGGAGGCGGAGAAGAAGAGGAGGCGGGAACCGCUGGGGGAGGACGCCAUUCGAAUGAAGUCUCUGAAGAGGACCCAGGAUCCAGGAAGUGACACCGACUUCACCCAGAGUUCAAUGGAAGACAUCAACAUGAGGUCCUCCAGGCGACUGGAGGACCCGUCCAUCUGUGACCACCGGUCUCCAGAGCAGAGACACUUUGUGUCUGGAGCUUCUCAGAGCCACCGACCGAUGCAGUCUCCACCCAGAGGAUGGGACCGGAACGCCAUGCCCCCGCCUCUGCUCAGCCCCCCUCAGCAGUCAGCAGAGUGGUGCGGGCCGGACGGGUCCGUGGUUCUGAUCAGAGCUGUGCGCAGCGGGCUGGACAGAGUGGUCCUGGAGCUGCUGCAGGCCGGAGUCCCGGUCAACAACACGGAUCACACCGGGAGAUCCGCCCUGCACUGGGCAUGCUCAGUCAACCACCUGUCUCUGGCACGGACCCUCAUUCGCUAUGGAGCCGCUGUCGACCUUCAGGACAACAAGGGGGAGACGGCCCUCUUCCUCUCCGCCCUCCACGGCUGCUACGACACCUCCAGGCUUCUCCUUCUUCACGGUGCCAACCCGGAGCUGCAUGACCGCAGAGGGCGCCGUCCCAUCGACGUGGCCAGAGAGGCCAUGCAGCACCAGGUCCUGGAGCUCCUCCUGGCUCACCAGAUUCAGAGAGGGCCCGUCCCCGGGGACGGCGCCGGCGAAAUGAUGUGGGAGGAGCGCACGCUGAUGUACUCGCCGUGGGUGGGGUCGCAGGGCCUCCCCGGGAGAAGUGCAUCCUUCUCUGGGAUUGUGGGACACCGAGACAUGACCCCGCCUCCCCAAACUGAUUGGUCGAUGGGGCGGGUGCAGUACCCCAGCCCUCAGAACUGGCGUCCACAGCUCCACCAAUCAGCGACAGCGCUCGUCCCCCCAAGAGUCAUGGGCCGCUCCCCCCGGCCAAUCAGCACCCUGCAGGAAGUGACGUCAGAAGACGAGGAUCGAGACAGGCAGGAAGUCACAAGAGCCACAGCGCCUCACUUCCUGUCGCCCCAGCCCGCCCCUCGACAGCGGUCCUUUUCCUGCACCCAGCAUGCUUUGCAGCGCCGGCCCAGCGGCCACCAGCCCGAGCCCAAUUACGUCAUCGUGACUGACAGAACAGUCAACCAGCCGAUCGAGAGGGUCGUUGUCUCGCCGCCCCCAGACGUCCAACCGCAGCCAGCAGACACUCCCAGCAGACCAGAGCCGCCCGCGGCGAGCUCGACCAACGCCGAGCAGAAGCCCAGAGGUGAAAGGUCAACCAACCCGGGUGACUCCACCCAGACAGCUCUGUAGGACCCGCAGAAGGGAACGCUGCGUCAGGAAAACUGACAGACGAGGAAGAAUCUUAUUUUCUGCAUUCAGUCGUCCCCUCACUGAUCUGUUUCCUCUGAGUUUCUCUGCUUCUCCUGGAGGAGUAAAGUCUCCUCAACUUUCAUGAGAGUUUCAGUCCAUUUUUUAAGGAGCUCCAUCAGUUUGUACAGAAGCUUACACUCAUUUUCAUGCAAUAAAGAUACUUUUGAAUCUUUACAAACCAGUGCUGAAGUAAAAAACUUUUUCAAUCAAUUUUCCACUGAGCUGUUCAGCAAAGAACUCCAAAAACUGAUUAAACAUCAAAACACAUUAUAUUCUUGUGUAUUACUCGCCAUCUGGAGAAAUGUUUGAAAGAAAUUGUCAAGAAUAAAAGUGAAAGAUAUUGUCUGGA